Cuscuta campestris is the source of this 2228-nucleotide messenger RNA. The record is from the annotation of a GenBank genome assembly. NCBI's taxonomy places the organism in Eukaryota, Viridiplantae, Streptophyta, Magnoliopsida, Solanales, Convolvulaceae.
AUAAAAAUUAAAAAGAGAUAAUAAGAUUGAGAGAUUGAGGAGAGCUUUCUCUCUCUACUUCUGCAAUGGCGAAGAAGAAAGGAAGGCCUAAAGGAUAUCAGAUCCGAACCCGCAGUCACGCUCGCCAAGCAAACAAAGGGAUGAAGAACACUCGAUUGAAGGAAAUGUUGGAAACGGUGCAUCAUCUGGAAGUAAUUCACCUGAGGAAAAUCCAUCUGGAAGUAAUUCAUCUGAGGACGACCAGUACAGAGAAAUUGGAAGCAGAGAAUCAAGAGGAGAAUAAGAUUACUGAAGCCAAAACGUAUGCGGAGGUGGUAGGUGAUCAGGAUGCGAUGCAGAUGGGUCUAACGUUUGUUCAAGCAACAGAGAUCAGUGGAACUAGGGUUGCAAAAUUCUCAAAAGAGGACAUUCUCGAACCAUCCAGGUAUUGGGAUGCAGCUAUGAUUCUCUGUAUACUUGGAGCUAAUCCCCCCUUGGAAGUAGUCAAGGGCUUUGUAUCUAGAAUAUGGAAUAUGUAUCAUAUUGAUGAGGUAUCGGUGCUUAAGGAAGGACAAUUCAUAGUUAUGUUUCAAAAGGAAGAGGAUAGAGAUGAAGUUAUAAAAAGGAAAUACUAUUAUUUUGAUAACAAGCCAACCCUGGUUCAAAAAUGGAGGCAUGUUGAUGUCACUGAGCUUAGGGACAUACCUAUUUGGGUGAAAUUUCCUGAUCUGGACAUGCGCUACUGGAGUCUUACAGGGUUAAGCAAAUUGGGGAGUUUGAUUGGGAAGCCAGUAAGGAGAGAUAAGGCUACUGUUGAACGUUCAAAACAUGCUUAUGCCAGGAUACUGGUUGAAGUGGGAGUGUAUCAGGAAUUUCCACAACAGAUCACAUAUGUUACUGAAGAGGAGAGAGUGUUGACACAGGAUGUAGUGUAUGAAUGGUGUCCUUGUAUGUGCUACCACUGCAAGAAAAUAGGACAUCUUCAGGAGAAUUGUAGAUGGAAGGAAAACAAAAAGAAGGAAGCUGGCCCAAUGAAACAAUACUGGAGAGUUAAAAAGGAUGGGAAAGAACAUCAACAAGAGGAUAUUCCAAAGAAAGAUGACUGUGAACAAAGCAAUGGAGAGCUGGAGGAAAAGGAGAAGAAUAUCCAAAAUGACAAUUUACAGAAAGAUAUUCCCCCAGGAAAUAUGGAUGAGGGCUUUACAGAAGUAUGUGGAAAAAAGGCUGCUAGAAAAUUGGUGUUAGAUGAUAGCAAAGACUAUGAUGAAAAAGGAUUGUAUAAGGAGACUUUAAUAGCAUCCUCAGCUGUGAGGAUAGAAGAGGUGGCAACCCAGUCACCUUGGAGGAAAUUAAGGACAUUAAGGAAUGUAUACAGGACAAUGGUUUGGAAGAAUUACCUAGUGAAAGAGCAAGUGAGUAAAGCAAAUGAAAAAUCAGUGGACUGUAUAUUCAAAGCUCUGAAAUAUUUCUCUCUAACAACUGGUUUGCACAUCAACCAAGCCAAGUCACAGAUAGUAACUGGAGGAGUAAGGAAGGAAAUUGAAACGAGGAUAUUGGAGCUCACUAAUAUCCCUAAGGGUGACUUUCCUUUCAGAUACCUAGGUGGGCCCAUAACAGUAGCCAGAAUUGGACAGAGAGAGUGUGAUGUGUUGGUGGAAAAGAUCAUUUGCAAGACUGGAAUCUUUAUCAUUCCCAAUAAGAAGGUUUCUCAAUGGGCUGGAACUGACCUUACUGCUGGCAAUAUUAAUGAGAUGGAAGACAAAAUUGUGAGGGGAAGCAACAGGAAGGAGAGGAAGAGAAGAGCAGCCUUGGUGGCAGCGUGCUUCUAUAUAAUUUGGAAGGCCAGAAACAACAUAGUCCAUGGAAAGAAGAGAUGGAAUGCAGUAGAUAGUGUUGAAUAUGUUAAAUAUCAUGUUACUACUUAUGUAAAGCCUAAGUAUAAAUUCUAAGAUUAGGGGGCUGGCAGUGUUUAGAGGGUUGAGAUCAGUAUGUGUAAUAUUUGGUGGUUGAUUAAUAUAUGUGCUGUUUGUUCAAAAAAAAGAUUGAGAGAUUGAGAUAAUAAAAAUUCAUAGGCUCCCUACCUCUAAUCGUCUGUAUAGUCUUGAACACAUGCUCAACUUUCAAACGAGUCACGCUCAUUAUCCCUCCAAAAUACCGCAAGCUUAUGUCAUCUGGCUCAUCGAAGUCAAUACCUCCAUAGUAAGUUUCCUUCCCGAAUUUCAACCCCGUAAUCAACGCAAAGUCUGUUU